AUGGCCAGCUAUCGUGCAGGCGCCCAGCUAUGGCGGUCAAUCGCUCGCAAUCCGUGUCUCCCACGCCGCUACUCGUCCAAACCCCAGAAUCUCGACAUUGAAUCCAUCUUAGCUGAGCCAAGCUGGUCUGUCCGCUCUCUACUUCCAAACAAAGCUGCAGAGCAAUCAGAAACAACUGUCACCCCAAAGCAAUUGCGCCAUCUCCUUCGCCUAUCAGCUCUUCCCCAACCAUCCAGCCCCGAACAAGAGCAGUCCAUGCUACGGACCCUCGAAUCACAAAUACACUUCGUGCAAGAAAUGCAGCGAGUUGAUACAACGGGCAUUGAGCCACUGCGCAGUAUCCGAGAUGAGAGCCCGGCCGCAAGGAAGGAAGUGACCAUUGGGCUUGACCGGCUCAAAGAUGCCUUUGCCAAAGAGCUCGUGAGUGGGCGAAGGCGGAGAGUUCAGCGUGUGCCCAGUGCAAGGAAUGGUCGCCCUGAAGAAGCUAUCUGGAAUGGAAAUGCCCUUGAGUCCGCUUCUAAGAAGAAAGGACCCUAUUUCGUUGUUGAGACGGGCAGCGGCCAAGCUUCCUGA
Penicillium cataractarum is the source of this 573-nucleotide messenger RNA. RefSeq names its product Asp-tRNA(Asn)/Glu-tRNA(Gln) amidotransferase subunit GatC. Gene Ontology annotation, biological process: glutaminyl-tRNAGln biosynthesis via transamidation; regulation of translational fidelity. The transcript has a single exon. Gene Ontology annotation, molecular function: glutaminyl-tRNA synthase (glutamine-hydrolyzing) activity. The record is from RefSeq and is a predicted model, not a curated record. The coding region runs from base 1 to 573 and encodes 190 amino acids. NCBI's taxonomy places the organism in Eukaryota, Fungi, Ascomycota, Eurotiomycetes, Eurotiales, Aspergillaceae.